Molecule: messenger RNA, 978 nt
Organism: Cylicocyclus nassatus
Lineage: Eukaryota; Metazoa; Nematoda; Chromadorea; Rhabditida; Strongylidae
Source: the annotation of a GenBank genome assembly
AGUAUCAUCGGCUUCUCUCCAAUCAUAGCCGUCAAUCUGUCUCUAUAUGGUCUAUACACAUUUUACAUACAUGUAUCAAGUGAAAGCCGAAGUUGGAUUUGUGCUUGGAAAGACAGUUGCAGCUCAAUUGUUUCAAGACUUCGACUGCAAACCUAUGGGCCGCUCAUACGUUGCUCGUUUUAUUACAUGAAGUUACUGCUGCGGAUGUUAUCAGAGCCAGAAAAAUUUAAUUAUAAGGGCUGGACUCAAGCGGGAUUGGUUAUUUUAUCAAGUUAUCUCUAUGUUCGGUGGUCGUCUAUGUUGGAAGUGCUGACUCUGCUCCUCAAUCUGCUGGGAUGGAUUUGCUUCAUGAGUCUAUGCGCCAGACAUAACGACAUGAAAAGCGAAGGACGAGGGAUGCCUAUAUCGGUAAGCGCUACACCAGACAAUUAUUACAAGAAAAGUGAAACUGUAUCGACAUCCCUAUCGUAUACCAACGAAAAUGCACGUCCUUUCAAAAGAUCCCUUACUUGGCAGAAACGGCGCUUUGGCCGAGAUGAAACUGAGAAGAAAUCGGAAGAAAGAAAGAUGAGCAAUGAAAAAACAGAGCCCAAAAGCAGUAAGAAAGACAAGAAGGAAAUAAAGGAAAAGGAUGUUGUCAAAGGCGUAAAUAAAGUCACUAAAGAAGAGAUCAAAGUCGCAAAAGUCGAUGAAAAAUUUAAAAAACCGAAAGAGGAAGCUAACAAAACGGAUCAUGUGAUAGAAAAGACGCAAAUUAUAGAGUUAAAACCUGCCGCCAGCGGAACAGCAGUGGACGAAGCAAAAACGCAAAUGGAAAUUUCAAAACCAGGCUCUAGCAGGUCUAUCGAUAUUAAUGACAAGGUAGCAGCUGUGCCAGGCGAAACUCUAGCGCUACUCGCAGCUGCGGAGCAAAUGGCUAUGAAUGACAAAGGCGACUAUGAUAAUUUUGGGCCGCCUGAAGCCAAAGUAGAGAAAUAG